Messenger RNA from Racocetra persica, 1853 nucleotides. NCBI's taxonomy places the organism in Eukaryota, Fungi, Glomeromycota, Glomeromycetes, Diversisporales, Gigasporaceae. The record is from the annotation of a GenBank genome assembly.
AUUUUGGAGAAAAAGCAAAUAAAUUUUUGCUUGGUUGCGGUGUUAAAACUGAACCAUCUCCGACCGAAUUUGCAGAAUUCCUAGUGAAGUCUUCGCAUGAAUUUUGGAAUUCUGUCGGCGAUAAUGUGGAGAAAUAUCUCACUGUCCUCCGUAAUAUUGCGGUCAAUUUCAAUUCUAUUUCUAGAAAUAAAUCGUUAUUUGCUGAUAUGAGUCGCGCCCCUAUACUGAUUGGCAUAAAAAGGAAUGAGAUCGAAGCAGACAAAGAAAAUUUUGAUAGAAGUCGCUCGUUGUCUGCAAGUGUUAGGUCAAGUGUACAAGUAAAAGGCAGUCCAACAGCUUCUACAGGUUCUGCAAGACUGCAAAAAACAAUUAGAGAAAGAGCACAAUUAUUCUACCAUGACAUUCAUCGAUAUGAUGUCAAGCAGUCGGUUGAUUGGGUUCAAAAGUUAAAAGUAAUGGAGACCAGCCAGAUUGAGGCUACCUACGAGCUUAUAACAAAUAAUCAAAUAAAAGUUGAGCCAUUAUAUUCAUGUAUUUAUAAAGAUACGCGAGUUAAUAAUUCGUGGAUUUUAUAUGUUACUCCUGGGGAACCGGACUAUCUCGACAUUGCAUCGAACCUUGGAAGACACAUUUUCAAGAAAUGCAAAUGGAAAGAUAUCUCUCAUUUAGCGAUGUUGCUGACCACACCCUUAGAUAGUUUAAAGCGUAAAGGAUAUCCAGUUGACCGUAUCAUGUUAAGUUAUAAAAAGCCGAUGCGCGUUGCCGAGAAAUACGAGACUCAAAAAGCUCCUAUAGCUCCUGAGGUCCAACCGCAAGUUAUGUCUAAUCCGAGUCAGAAUGUUUCUCCUAUAAAACUUGCACCAGAAAUUGAAGAGUAUGCUGUUCAGUUGCAGGAAAUGUUUCCAAAAUGCGAUCCAAAUUAUAUUCGUCAAUGUUUGGCUCAAGAAAAGACCGAUCAUUUACAGAAAGUUGCUAACAAAUUGGUGGAAGCGAAUUAUCCAGAAAUUGAACCUACACCACAAACUAACGGACCUACGCCACAACCUAACGGACUUACACCACAACCUAACGGACCUACACCCCAACCUAACGGAAUUUCUAGCCACGAGGAUGAUAGGCUGGGAACAAGAAAGUCUGGCUGGGGCGGGAGUAUCCUUAAGUCUUUGUCUGAUUUUCUUCCAACAAGUUCUACGUCGACUAGUAGUGAAUCACCAAAACCAACAUCAAUUCAGAAGCAACCACAAAAAAUACAGCCUACACAAUCUAUUAAGGUUACACCACAAUCUACCCAGAAUCUUCGUAACGCACUAAAAGACGCUAUUAAGUCUUGUCGUCCUAAUUCGGGAGCUUCAGUGAAUGAUCAAGGGGGAAUUAAUGUUGUUACUGAGAGUCAAACAAGUUAUUGUGACGUGUUACCAGGGCAUUCGCUCGACUUUGUGGGCACCAAUGACGGAAUUGAACUUUACAUCGAAAAAAAUUUGGAUCAUUCAGAAAUAUUUAGAACACCAGCAUUAACUCGAUUUAUCAACAUACUCAAAGACCUUUGUGAAGUCUUUGCAAUUCCACAAAGUGCAAUUCAUAUAUUUUAUGAUAUUACUUCGAAUUCAAUUGCUUUCAAUCGCGGAAAGGCUUUAUUCUUUAACUUUCGAUUUUAUCUUGGAUUACAUGACGAGGUCGAAUCAAGUAGACCGUCUAUUGAUACCAUAUCGUAUUGGUUUAUGACAUUUUGCCACGAGCUGGCACACAAUUUUGUUGGACCACAUAACUCAGAACACGAAUAUUACUCAUCUUCAUUUGCAGAAGUUUAUAUGUCAAGUCUAUGUGCAAAGAUGAAAAAACGUGGCUUAAUAUAG